Molecule: messenger RNA, 936 nt
Organism: Mesoplodon densirostris (Blainville's beaked whale)
Lineage: Eukaryota; Metazoa; Chordata; Mammalia; Artiodactyla; Ziphiidae
Gene: DIRAS3
Product: DIRAS family GTPase 3
Exons: 2
Biological process (GO): signal transduction
Cellular component (GO): plasma membrane
Molecular function (GO): GDP binding; GTP binding; GTPase activity
Source: RefSeq, a predicted model, not a curated record
AUGGGCCUGGAAGUGUCAUCCCUGACUUUCAUCCGUAAACUUUCUGUCCACCUGGAACUCAGUCACAUGCUGCCAGCUAAUAGAAUGGAGGCCAGGAAUGGAGUCCAGCUGUGUGCCUAGGAAGACGAGAUGGCUUUGGUGAGCAUCCUGCCAGUCUCUGCUACUGUUAACUAUGGCUUCCCUCACUGCUGGCCAAGUGUCAGAGAAGGUGUGCACGCAUCUCCCCGCCAAUACCCAACCAUGGGCAACUCCUGCUUUGGCCUCAAGGAACGGCUGAUGAAGCGGCUGCGGCCUCUGCCUACCGUGAUCGUCAUCCGUACCUGCCUGCCCCAGAGGAGGAGCAGAGAUUUCCGCGUGGUGGUGCUCGGCUCGGCCGGCGUGGGCAAGAGCGCGCUGGUGCAGAGGUGGGUGCGCGGCAACUUCCGUGAGGCGUACCUGCCGACCAUCGAAGAUACCUACCGCCAGGCGCUGGGCUGCAGCCACAAGGCGGGCGCGCUGCACAUCACCGACACCACCGGCGGCCGCCGCUACCGGGGUCUGCAGCGCCUCGCCAUUGCCAGGGGUCAUGCCUUCAUCCUGGUCUACUCCGUCACCAAGAAGCAAACCCUGGAGGAGCUGAAGCCCCUCUAUGAGCUGAUCCGUCAACUCAAAGGCAACAACCCGCAGAAGUGCCCCGUCAUCCUGGUGGGCAACAAGUGUGAUGAGAGCCAGCGGGAGGUAAGCGAGAAGGAAGGGGCUGCCUACGCGUCGGAGUGGAAUUGCGCCUUCUUGGAGACCUCCGCCAAGAUGAAUAUCAAUGUGCAGGAGCUGUUCCAGAUGCUGAUAAACUUCGAGAAGAAGCCCGCCGCCGCUGCCACCGCCGCCCAGCCUCCCCAGAAGAAAUCCCAGAUCCCCAAGACCGCCGAGAAGCUGCUGGGCAAGUGCAUCAUCAUGUGA